Durio zibethinus is the source of this 932-nucleotide messenger RNA. The record is from RefSeq and is a predicted model, not a curated record. Lineage: Eukaryota; Viridiplantae; Streptophyta; Magnoliopsida; Malvales; Malvaceae.
AAUUUUUUUUUCUUGGUGCUCCUCUAAUGGAGUGGAUUAGAGGACCUGUCAUAGGCCAUGGCGCCACCGCCACCGUAUCGAUAGCCACUGCCAUCCCUUCCGGCGAGCUUUUCGCCGUUAAGUCCACCGAGUUAUGCCACUCAAUGUUCUUACAAAGAGAGAAUUAUUUCUUGUCCAAAUUAAGCUGUCCUCAUAUUGUUAAGUACAUAGGCUAUGAUGUUACAAAUGAAACAAAUAACAAGCGUAUGUACAAUCUUUGCAUGGAGUAUGUCCCCGGCGGCACUCUUUUUGAGGAAAUUCAGAGGGUUGGAGGAAGAUUGGAUGAAGAGAAAGUUAGAUUGUAUAGUCAACAGAUUUUACAAGGCUUGAAUUAUCUUCAUGUUAAUGGAAUGGUACACUGUGACAUCAAGAGCCAAAAUAUUUUGAUAGGUGAAGAAGGUGCAAAGAUUGCUGAUCUUGGUUAUGCUAAAUUGAUGGGAAAAGUUAGUCUUAAUGAAGGUUUUGGCACGUCAGCAUUUUCCGGUACACCGGUUUUCAUGGCACCGGAGGUGGCACGUGGGGAGGAACAGGGUUUUGAAGCUGAUAUAUGGGCUCUUGGAUGUACAAUUAUAGAGAUGAGUACUGGGAAUUCUCCAUGGCCAGAGCUGAAUGAUCCAGUGUCAGCUCUUUAUAAGAUUGGAUUUUCAGGUGAUUUACCUGAGAUUCCAAAGUGGUUAUCUGAGAAAGGUAAGGAUUUUCUGGGAAAGUGUUUAAGGAGGGAUGCAAAAGAGAGAUGGACAGCUAAAGAAUUGCUUCAACAUCCAUUUAUGGAAGAAUUAAACACCCAUUUGAAAGGCCCGCAAAGGCAGUCUGCCAUGAAUUCUCCAAGUUGUGUGUUGGAUAAAGGUUUUCUGGGAUUCAAUUCGAUGCGGUGGAAAGUCCUAAGAUAUUGA